This is a messenger RNA of Talaromyces proteolyticus, 825 nucleotides long. RefSeq names its product putative tetratricopeptide repeat protein 1. The record is from RefSeq and is a predicted model, not a curated record. Gene Ontology annotation, molecular function: protein binding. The coding region runs from base 1 to 825 and encodes 274 amino acids. The transcript is spliced from 3 exons. Lineage: Eukaryota; Fungi; Ascomycota; Eurotiomycetes; Eurotiales; Trichocomaceae.
AUGGCACAAUCAGAACCACCACGUCCAAAGGAGACUGAUGAUGCGGAUUCCGAGGACGAGUUUCAUGACGCCCAUUUUCCCGCCGAGGAAGAAGCUAAAUUACUAGACGAAUCAAACGCCCGCAAAGACCAAGCAAACAAACAGUUUGCUGCUGCCGCGUACUCCGAUGCGAUAUCAACCUACGACCGCGCGCUGGCCUCUUGUCCAAAUUAUCUGGAUUACGAGAUUGCGGUGUUGAAAAGCAAUAUUUCGGCGUGUUACUUGAAGCUGCAGGACUGGAAAGCUGCUGUUGAGUCUGCAACAGCUAGCAUCGCUAGUCUUGAGAGAUGUCUGCCAAAGCCUCAAACAUCUGAAAACAACGGUGACCCUGUGGAGGGGGAGGGCAAAGAGAACGAAGUAGUUGAGCUUUCAGGAGACAACGAGGAAGAGGAAGCAAAACAACUUGACCGUCUCCAACAAGAUGAUUCUCGGCGGCAAGCUAUCAAACGAAUUCGUGCCAAAGCUCUUAUGAGACGUGCACGUGCAAAGACAGAGCUGACCGGGUGGGCCAAUUUGCAAGGCGCGGAGGAAGACUAUAAGGAGCUCGCAGCUAUGGAUAAUCUACCGCCGUCAGAUAAGAAAAUUGUACAAAAGGCUUUGCGUGAGUUGCCACCAAGGAUACAGGUUGCGAGGGAGAAUGAGAUGGGGGAAAUGAUGGGGAAGUUGAAAGACCUUGGAAACGGCAUAUUAAAGCCAUUCGGCUUAUCAACGGAUAAUUUCAAGUUCAUCAAGGACGAAGCAACGGGAGGAUAUAGCAUGCAGUUCCAGCAGGGUGAACGCUCAUGA